Camponotus floridanus (Florida carpenter ant) is the source of this 4855-nucleotide messenger RNA. RefSeq names its product G protein-coupled receptor kinase 2 (gene Gprk2). The record is from RefSeq and is a predicted model, not a curated record. Gene Ontology annotation, biological process: protein phosphorylation; regulation of signal transduction; signal transduction. The coding region runs from base 2337 to 4109 and encodes 590 amino acids. Gene Ontology annotation, cellular component: cytoplasm. NCBI's taxonomy places the organism in Eukaryota, Metazoa, Arthropoda, Insecta, Hymenoptera, Formicidae. The transcript is spliced from 8 exons. Gene Ontology annotation, molecular function: G protein-coupled receptor kinase activity; ATP binding.
GCGCGCCGCGGAGCAGUCAGUCGGUUCUCGUCCAUCGUGCGGAGCGGGGCGCAGUGAAGUUGGCGCGAGAGAACGACAGAGAACGCGAGUUUACGCGAUCGGACACACACAGUGACGAACCGUCGUGCCUCGCAGGCGUUCGUUCGGUUAUCUCGCGACGAUGCUCGUGUCGUGUCGCGAUCGCUAACGUCGCGUCGCGUCCCGGAAGGAAGAAAGGCGCGUGUCUCUCUUUCUCUCUCUUUCUUAAGGGGAGAGCGGUAAAGAGGAGAAGGAGGAGGAGGAGGAGGAGAAGGAGGAGAAGGAAGAAGAAGCACGCCUCGUGGACCCCGUGCGGCGGAUCGUGACCGUGAGACCGGAGGUGCGCGGUCGGCCAUUGUGCUUUCUUCGCGUGUCGCCGAUACGACCGCGCGGUGCUCUGCUUGUCAAUCGGUGUGUGCUUCUGUGUGUCGGCUAUACCGGGUGAGAUUUACGACGGAGAGAGAGAGAGAAAGACGCACGUACGCACGCCGGCUACUACUAUCGGAGCUUCGUCGCCGCCUCUGUUAAACGCAUCUCCUUCGACCCCCCCUGGCUCUUGUCAUCUCCUCCACGAUCAGGAUCGAGCAUGCGCGUGCACGGGAGCGAAUCCACGAGGCGGUCCACGCGAGUAACGCGUCGGUGAACGCGCGAGAGAAAUGAAAUGCGCGAGGGGAACCAUUAGGAAUCCGCCGCCCUCGGCGAAUGUCAUUCACCCUUGGUGCGCACCGUAAGAAGAAGAAGAGGAAGAGGAAGAGGAGGAGAAGGAGAGGAGUCGCGCCGCAGAAGAAGAGUGAGCGAAUAAGUGAGCGAAAUCGCGCACGCGAGAUCGGCAUUCCCGCGUAAUUCGUCGUCGAUCCGAAUCUCCUCCGCGUUUCGGCGACCAGUCAGUCAGCCAACCAGUCAACCAGCCAGCCGUCCGUUUUGGGGCCAGCGCGUAUUUCAUCGUCAGAAAAGUGAAAGGCACUUCGCCACACGUGGCGUCCCUCUCGAGCGAGCGCAUCCCGGAGUUCGCGCGAUAUUUUCGCGAGGUCACGUUAAAGGAGCACGCACACUCGGAGUCGUCCCGUCGUCCAUUAACGCCUCGAUGUAGCCUUGCUAUAUAACUUGUAUCAAAGAUAGCCUUUCGCCCUUGUAUCGCGAUAUUGUCACUAAUGCCUCGCGCGAACCUGAGCGCAAGGAUUCAAGAAUUACUCUCGAUCGACCGUCAAUUUCUCUUGUACUUGUUGUUGUAGCGCGAGUCUGAUUGCGAGUGCAGAUAACGAGGACAAAUUCUAUCUGGAUGACGCCAGUGAAAGGGCACGCUUGUCGAUGCUCGCGAGACGCCCUCGUCGCUCAUCGGGGGAGGAAUUGAUGGAAUGUUUGAUUGAGGAAGAAUCGAUGAUUGUGGGGAUCGUUAAUCGCGGCUCGACAGCGAGGAUGAUUGCGCGGAAUCCGCCGGUGACGAGCGUCGAUUAUGCGAUCAACGCAUACGACGAAUUUGAGCAUCGAGCGAUCUAAUUCCGUCGGAUUGGGAGAUUCAUGUACGCUGGAUUCAUGAACGGUGAUAAAGCUUCUUCCGUAACACUGCUAUUCGAUCCGUUGACUUCGCCUAUCGAAAGAUAAAAGAGAUCCUAGACUGAUAGAAUAUCUACCGACUGAUUAAACGGGAUCCGCCGAGGCGCCGAAUUUAUCUUGGCAUCAUCGGUUCUGACGCCAUCCACUUCGCGAUCGAUUUGGUCUUGAUAAAAAAUCAGCACAACGUCGUCUUUCACGAGAUACACUUAAACUAUUUCGUCGAUUAAUCUAAUUGCGAGCGACAACCUCAAAGCUAUUCAUCAGCAUCCUUGUUUGCGUCGCCGAGCCACUUGAAUGCAAGUGCGCAAUUUUUUCUUCCUUCAAGAGACUAAUACACGUGAUCCUUGAAGAAUUCUCCUGAGAAUUGAAUCGAUUCCAAAUAAGUUGAUUUCGACGAUCGAUCGAGUUGAGAGUUGACUGAGCAAGUGAAAUCGAAUGAAUCUCUCGCAUUGAGAUUCUUUCUCAUUCGAUUAGUGAUAAAGUUGCAGCAAAGGUCCGAAUCGAGAUACAUCGAGAGACAUAAUCGACUCCUCGCUCGUUGGUCCUCGGUGAAAGGGGACCGAUCGUGGACCCUGGUGGUGUCCCGGGGCCGCAGAUGGGAACUGGUCUGUUAGGACCCGACAGGGUGAUCAACCCCGUGUACCAGCAACGACAACAAUCAGACGUGCUCCUCGUCAACGUCAUUUGUCGACGUCGUCGUCGAUCACGAGGCCUCUUUUUCUCCCACCCGAUUCGGCCGCGCAAAUCCGAUCAAGCUGGAAUUGAUGGAGUUGGAGAACAUCGUCGCGAACACUGUGUACCUGAAAGCGAGAGAAGGCGGUGGUGACAGCAACAAGGGCAAGAGUAAGAAAUGGCGGAAGAUACUUCAGUUCCCACAUAUUUCCCAAUGCAUCGGCCUAAAAGAUAAACUGGACAUCAGGUACGGCUAUGUAGUGGACCAGCAGCCGAUCGGGAGGUUGCUCUUUCGACAGUUCUGCCAGGAUAAGAAACCGGCCUACCAUCGUUACAACCUGUUUCUGGACGCGAUCGAGAAGUACGAGAUCGAGCUAGAUGAAAACCGCAUCGAACGGGCGAAAGAGUUGUUCGAGCAGUAUCUGCGGGAGAGUUCGGAAGUGGUCGAUAUCUUGAACGACUCUCUGAUUUCCCAGUGCGAGGAACGACUCAGCACCGGCGGUAAAGAGCUCUUCGUCGAGGUCGCGCAGACUGUGAAGAACUUCCUUGCUAGCGAACCGUUCUCGGCCUUCCUCAACAGUUUCUAUUUCUAUAGGUAUCUCCAGUGGAAAUGGCUGGAAGCGCAACCAGUGACAUACAAGACCUUUCGAAUGUAUCGGGUGCUGGGCAAGGGCGGUUUCGGUGAGGUCUGCGCUUGUCAAGUACGCGCCACCGGUAAGAUGUACGCGUGCAAGAAAUUGGAGAAAAAGCGUAUCAAGAAGCGAAAGGGCGAAUCGAUGGUGCUGAUUGAGAAGAAUAUCCUGCAGAAGAUCAACUCCAAGUUCGUAGUCUCGCUCGCGUACGCGUACGAGACGAAGGAUGCGCUCUGUCUUGUGUUGACAAUCAUGAAUGGCGGUGACCUGAAAUUCCACAUUUACAACAUGGGCGGCGAUCCAGGAUUUGACAUAAAUCGUGCCCGAUUCUACGCGGCCGAGGUAGUGUGCGGUUUAGAGCAUCUUCAUCUUCAGGGUAUCGUCUAUAGGGACUGCAAGCCAGAAAACAUACUGCUGGACGACCACGGUCACGUGAGGAUAUCCGAUCUCGGUCUUGCGGUAGAGAUCACCGAGGGUGAUAUGGUGCGCGGUAGGGUUGGCACGGUGGGUUAUAUGGCGCCCGAAGUAAUCGACAACGAAAAGUAUACUUUUUCACCGGACUGGUUCAGCUUCGGUUGUCUGUUAUAUGAGAUGAUUGAGGGUCAGGCACCGUUUCGAGCCCGCAAGGAGAAGGUCAAGCGCGAGGAGGUCGAUAGACGCGUCAAGGAGGAUCAGGAGAGGUACUCGCCCAAGUUCAGCGAGGAUGCCAGAAGUCUGUGUCAGCAAUUGCUGAAGAAGAGUCCGAAGAACAGACUCGGUUGUAAAUGCGGCCGACACGGGGCAAAGGAGGUGAAGCUCCAUGGUUUCUUCCAAUGUUUGAAUUGGAAGAGGGUCGAGGCCGGUAUGUGGGAACCGCCAUUUGUGCCGGAUCCUCGCGCGGUUUACGCCAAAGAUGUUCUGGACAUCGAGCAGUUUUCCACAGUAAAAGGUGUCAAUUUAGAUGCUACGGAUGAUACCUUCUAUAGCAAGUUCAACACCGGCAGCGUGUCCAUUCCAUGGCAAAACGAGAUGAUAGAGACUGAGUGUUUUAAGGAGCUGAACGUACUAGGUCCUAACAACACGCCCACCCCAGACUUAUUGGUAAAUCAUACUCCGCCCAACAAUGAAGAUAGAGGGUGUUUCCCCUUUCGGAGAAAGAGAAAGCAGAGCGCUCGCACAAGGGAGGUUCCACUGUCGGAGUGCUAUCUGCAAGAGUUGUCGCAGACGCAGAGCUCGGAAAUGCCGGCCAGCUGAUCCAGGAUGAGCACAAGUAACAGCCUGAAUCAAUCGACGUCGUCGCCGUUUCGACACUGCUGCCGCGGUUGACGACGACGUGUGUCCAGAUGCUGCUGCUGCCAGCGGUUGCUGUGAUAAGAGCAAGCCGAUCUCUCUGAUUUUUCGACGGCAUCCGACUCCUCGGUAACUGUUUACGGACACGGCUCGUUUAAUAGGAAAUCACUACGAUUAUCCAAAGUGUCAUGAUCCCCGGCACACUUUCUUGGAUUUACUAGAUGGGAUCUGAAAUCCAUGCGGUAAGAACUCGCGCGAUUCUACACAUGUACGCAUAUACAUAGUCAUACGCGACACACGCCAGUAUUGUAUACAGUCAGGUGGUAGGUAUCUUCAUUACCAAAUAUAUCUUCCGAAGGGUACGACAUGCACUCUUGUGCGUAUAUCGACCUGCUUAAUUGAGCCUCAGUGUGUCUCGAUUUAUGAAUCACGAACGAAGAUUCAAGACGACAUAUGCAUAGAUGGUUAUCUUAUUCGGCAUGAUGACGAGGUACGUGUCAUUUUCCGAAUACGAGAGGUGUCUAACUUGUAAAAUGUAUCUUAUUUCUCAUUAUUUAUAAAAUGCUCGAAAUUUUCAAUCUUGAGUUUCGGCUAUUUUAAGUUAAAAAACAAUUUAGGAGAGAUGAGAAAAAUAAAUACAUUUAGGUGUAGAAAAAUGCAAGCGAAUGUGCAAUCAUUUGUGUAUGUAAACAUUUUUUAUAUGUACUUAC